CAUAUUGGAUACCUCUUGUCUGGAACUCUGUGAAAUUCGGUGCUACCAAAAGGCUGCUGGGAGCUGUCCGACUUGAUUUUUUCACCGCCCCCUGCUGUUGCUGCCUGAUCAUGUCCGCUUGACGCAGUUCAUCUCAAAUGAGCUUGGUGUCUGGUGUGUGGGCGUGGGCAUGGCUCCUCUCCUGGCUCCAGGUCCUUCCAACACAACACACCUGCCUGCGAUCAGCUCAUCACUUCCCUCAGCUCAUACACCUGCCAUCCAUCAUCAUCUCUUCAAAAUCUGCCCCCUGAAGGAGGAGAGGUGUAGAGCCACAGCCCUGACUGUCUGCACCUCCUCAUCCUCUCUGCACAAAGCAGCGUGGAGGAAAGCAGAAGUGAGUUACUACAUCAUGUGCAUGAUGGCCAUCACGUUUCUGAACCUGAUUGGGAUUCCCAUGGAGAUAGCGUUUCUGGAUGGGAACAGCGGGCUGGCAUGGGAAGGGUUUAACGUGUUUUCAGACACGCUGUUCCUGAUAGAUGUGGCUCUGAAUUUCCGUAUGGGCAUCAUAGCAGAGGACGGCGAGGAAGCUAUUCUGGAUAUCAAGCAGAUCCGAGUCAGUUACCUGAGGACGUGGUUCAUACCGGACAUCAUAGCUGCUUUCCCCAUCGGCUACAUUCUGUUGUUUGCGGACUUACAAUACCACAACGACGACAACCCCUCCAAGACCAACAAGAUGAUGAGGAUACUGAUGUUCGUCCGGAUCCUCAGCUUGAUCCGGCUGGCUCGAGUGUCCAGACUGGUCAGGUUCUUCAAUGAGGUGGAGAAAGUGUCAAAUGCAAACCUGGAGGUGGUCCGCCUCUUCUUCCGCAUCUUGUCUCUGUUCAUGAUGAUCUUCCUUCUGUGUCACUGGAAUGGCUGCAUCCAGUAUUUUGUCCCCAUGCUGGAGGAGUUCCCCUCCGACUGCUGGGUCCGCAAAGAAAACCUGAUGAAUGCCACUGUGAUCGUGAAGUACUCCUGGGGAGUAUUCCGAGCGCUGUCACAGAUGAUCGCCCUCUCCUAUGGCUCCAUGGACGCACCAACAAAUUAUGUUGAAAUGUGGAUCGUCAUGGUCAGCAUGGUGUCCGGCUGUCUGAUGUACACUGUCCUCGUGGCUAACGCUACAACCAUGAUCGCCAACAUUGAUCCAGCGGCCAAGGAGUACAAGAGCAAGAUGAGCCGUUUGGAGCACUACAUGGCCUUCAUGAAGCUCCCACCAGAACUACAGCUUCGCAUCAAUAAUUACUACCAGGCUCGCUAUGGAGGGAAGUGGUUUCAUGAGAAGGACGUCAUGGACACGGUGUCCUCUGCGCUCAAAGAGCAAAUCCUGAUGGUGAUGUGCAGCCGGCUGCUGAGAAAAGUGCCAAUGUUUCAGAGCAGAGACGAAAACUUCAUCAACGCCGUCCUCCUCAAACUGGAGUAUGAGGUUUUCCUGGAGGGAGACGCCAUCGUCCGACAGAACGUCCCGGGUGACCGCAUGUUCUUUAUCGACCACGGCCAGGUCCUCAUGGAGACCGACUCCUACGAGAGGGAGCUUUGUGACGGAGACUUUUUUGGAGAGACAUGCGUGCUGACCAAAGGCAAACAUCUGGCCACAGUGAGGGCGCUGACCGACUGCCAGUGCUUCUCUCUCUCCUGGGACGACUUUCAGGAGACGCUGGAGGGCUUCCCAGAUGUCAAGAAGGACUUAGAAAAAAUGGUUCAGCUCAACUCAGACGGUGGACUUGUGUAAGACCAAAAACAGUACAUGGGACUUUUUUACUGUACGAAAAGGACAAGCGAUGGAAAUAUAUCCAGGAUGUUUAAUGUGAUGAUGUGAUGGACAAUGAGACUGUGACUCGUGUGGACACGAGUUGGACUCUUACUCACUGAUGAGAUGGACAGUUUUAGAGCAUUUCGAGGGAAUAAUUAUUCAGCAAUAAACAAAGACCUCAACACUAAAGACGGGUCAAACGUGUAAUCUCUGCUUCCUUGUUUAUGUUGCAAUAUAGCAUUGAUGUUUGGAAAGUCAGUGCACACUGUAGUGACUAAACGAGAGAGGAUACAUAAGCCUUAAAGGGAAAUUCUUGUUUCAUGCAACUUAGGUUUUGUUUUCAUUGUUUUAGCCAUCAUUCCUGUCAAUAAAAACAACGCUGUUCUCUCUAGGUAAAUUGCUAUGCCCUGGGAGCAUGGCAGCAUUGCUAAAACGAAAGUAAGACCUUCAACUAAAGGCCUUUGCACACGGAGUCUGUUUUUUUCUGAUGCAUUUUUUUUUUAUCUGCCAUCUGAAAAAACCUAAGUACAGAAACCUUGCACACUGAUUCCAAUGCAUUUUAUUGUUCUAUACGGUGCGAAAAUUUGUGUGCAAAGGCUUUAACUUUACCAUGUCUCAUCUCGUCAUGAAAGCAAAUACAUUAACGUUUUGAUAAACAAACACAACAUGUGCCACUCUGCCCCUCUCAAACGUCUACUGAAAUUUAAUCUCCUUCAUGUUGCCGUGCUCGGUUUCUGGCUUUUCAGACACUAGUGGCUCCUUUAGUAACAUAAUAUUAUGUUAAUCAUAUUGUCAUGUUGCUUAUUACUAAUGCAAUACAAGCUGGAUUUAGUGCUGUGACGCUGUCGGCACAGAUUGCUGAUGUAU
Molecule: messenger RNA, 2635 nt
Organism: Epinephelus lanceolatus (giant grouper)
Lineage: Eukaryota; Metazoa; Chordata; Actinopteri; Perciformes; Serranidae
Gene: hcn5
Product: hyperpolarization activated cyclic nucleotide-gated potassium channel 5
Biological process (GO): potassium ion transmembrane transport; regulation of membrane depolarization; sodium ion transmembrane transport
Cellular component (GO): HCN channel complex; axon; membrane
Molecular function (GO): voltage-gated potassium channel activity
Source: RefSeq, a predicted model, not a curated record